ACCAUUUUCCCGAUCAGCCUGGCCCUGGCGUCCAGCUGGGACAUGGAAGCCAUCGGCCGCUCCGGGCGCAUCGCCGCCCAGGAAGCCGCCGCCGACAGCCUCGACAUCACCUUUGCGCCGAUGGUCGACAUCUCCCGCGACCCACGCUGGGGCCGCACCUCCGAAGGGUUCGGUGAGGACACCUACCUGGUCUCGCGUAUCGCCGAAGUGAUGGUCAAGGCCUUCCAGGGCGUAAGCCCCGCGAAUGCCGACAGCAUCAUGGCCAGCGUCAAGCACUUCGCCCUGUAUGGCGCGGUGGAAGGCGGCCGUGACUACAACGUGGUCGACAUGAGCCCGGUCAAGAUGUACCAGGACUACCUGCCGCCAUACCACGCGGCGAUCAAGGCCGGCUCCGGCGGCGUGAUGGUGGCGCUGAACUCGAUCAACGGCGUGCCCGCCACCGCCAACACCUGGCUGAUGAACGACCUGCUGCGCAAGGACUGGGGCUUCAAGGGCCUGGCCGUGAGCGACCAUGGCGCGAUCUUCGAGCUGAUCAAGCACGGCGUGGCCAAGGACGGGCGUGAAGCCGCCAAGCUGGCGAUCAAGGCCGGCAUCGACAUGAGCAUGAACGAUUCGCUCUACGGCAAGGAGCUGCCGGGGCUGCUCAAGUCCGGUGAUAUCGAGCAGAGCGACAUCGACAACGCCGUGCGCGAAGUGCUGGGCGCCAAGUACGACAUGGGCCUGUUCAAGGACCCGUACCUGCGCAUCGGCAAGGCUGAAGACGACCCGGCCGACACCUACGCCGAAAGCCGCCUGCACCGCGCCGAUGCGCGCGACAUCGCGCGCCGCAGCCUGGUAUUGCUGAAAAACCAGAACAACACCCUGCCGCUGAAAAAAUCCGCCACCAUCGCCCUGGUCGGCCCGCUGGCCAAGGCGCCGAUCGACAUCAUGGGCAGUUGGGCCGCCGCCGGUAAGCCGGAGCAGUCAGUCACCCUGCUCGACGGUUUGAACGCGGUGAUCGGCGAGAAGGGCAAGAUCAUCUAUGCCCGUGGCGCCAACAUCACCAACGACAAGGCCGUGGUCGACUACCUGAACUUCCUCAACUUCGAUGCGCCGGAAGUGGUGGAUGACACCCGCCCUGCCCAAGUGAUGAUCGACGAGGCGGUCAAGGCUGCCAAGGAUGCCGACGUGGUGGUCGCCGCCGUGGGAGAGUCCCGUGGCAUGUCCCACGAAUCUUCCAGCCGCACCGACCUGAACAUCCCGCAGAGCCAGCGUGACCUGAUCAAGGCCUUGAAAGCCACCGGCAAGCCGCUGGUAUUGGUGCUGAUGAAUGGCCGUCCCCUGUCGAUUCUCGAAGAGACCCAACAGGCCGAUGCGAUCCUGGAAACCUGGUUCGCCGGCACCGAAGGCGGCAAUGCCAUCGCCGACGUGCUGUUUGGUGACUACAACCCUUCGGGCAAGCUGCCGAUCACCUUCCCACGUUCGGUGGGGCAGAUUCCGACCUACUACAACCACCUGACCAUCGGCCGGCCGUUCACGCCGGGCAAGCCGGGCAACUACACCUCGCAGUACUUCGAUGACACCACCGGCCCCCUGUUUCCGUUCGGGUAUGGCUUGAGCUACACCACGUUCGGCCUGUCGGACAUGGCGCUGUCGUCCACC
Messenger RNA from Tuber aestivum (summer truffle), 1641 nucleotides. Lineage: Eukaryota; Fungi; Ascomycota; Pezizomycetes; Pezizales; Tuberaceae. The record is from the annotation of a GenBank genome assembly.